GUCAGCUGACAGGGGGUGGGGAAGCAGACACGUAUAUAGCCUGUCUCCCUAGCCAGGCCAGGCCCAGACGCCAAGGACAGAGGCACUGACCAGCUGUUCCCAGGCCACCUUCCCCACCGCUACCAUCAUGAAGCUGCUUGCGGUCACUGUGCUGCUCCUCACCAUCUGCAGCCUUGAAGGGGCUUUGGUCCGCAGACAGGCGGAGGAGCAGGGUCUGCAGAGCCUAUUCUCCCAGUACUUCCAGACCAUGGCCGACUAUGGCAAGGAGCUGGUGGAAAAGGCCAACGGCUUGGAGCUCCAGGUCCAGGCCCAGGCUUACUUGAACAAGACACAGGAGCAGCUGACACCCCUGGUCAAGAAGGCUGGAAGUGACCUGAUGCACUUCUUGGGUUACUUCGUGGACUUCAAUACACAGCCGGAGGCCCGCUGAGGGGUCCACUGUCUGUCAUUCCCAGCUGGCCCCAAGAACACCCACUGGCCAGGCCUAGAGCCCCUUUCCUCCCCACUCCUUGUUUCCACAAUAAAUAUUAAAGGAGUCAA
Messenger RNA from Hipposideros armiger (great roundleaf bat), 540 nucleotides. It is a transcript of the gene APOA2, whose product is annotated as apolipoprotein A2. Gene Ontology annotation, biological process: lipoprotein metabolic process; cholesterol homeostasis; cholesterol transport. Gene Ontology annotation, molecular function: lipid binding; high-density lipoprotein particle binding; cholesterol transfer activity. The transcript is spliced from 4 exons. The record is from RefSeq and is a predicted model, not a curated record. Gene Ontology annotation, cellular component: spherical high-density lipoprotein particle; extracellular region. Lineage: Eukaryota; Metazoa; Chordata; Mammalia; Chiroptera; Hipposideridae. The coding region runs from base 128 to 430 and encodes 100 amino acids.